Messenger RNA from Lepisosteus oculatus (spotted gar), 7753 nucleotides. Lineage: Eukaryota; Metazoa; Chordata; Actinopteri; Semionotiformes; Lepisosteidae. The record is from RefSeq and is a predicted model, not a curated record.
CGCGGCUCUCUUCUUGAGCGCUGAGCUACACCGCCUCCGCUCCGCUCCUCUCGGAAAUAAACUGUCCGUUUGCGGCAGCCUUGGUGUUGGGGGAAGUGUCAGGCGCUUUCUCCGGUUGCUAACACAGAAAUCCACCUACUGUAAUUAGCUAAUAAAGCACAGCCGCGCGGAAAGAGAGAGAGAGAGUCGGGGCACCUCUAGGAAUGUCAGCGAAACCGAAACGCGAUUCGGCUGCUCAAGUCGGGAGAUCAGGACCGGACAGUUGCGUUUUCUGUCUUCUGAUGCCUCUUUCCUGCGUAAAUGCACUUCGUUUUUAAAAAGAACGUCGCUGAAUUUUAGUUAAGAAGGGAGAAAAGGCGUCUUAUUCCUGCGUAUCCGUGUUUCGCGUGUUUUAAAAUGAAACACAAACAAAAUAAGAGACUUUGCACAAAACGUGAACUUUCUUCUAAGUAGAAAUGAGGAGAAAUUAAGAAACCAGAACCGAAAUGCGUUGUAUUAGAAAUCAUGUGUGUAACGGGUUCAAGUGUUUAUUGGAGGUAGAUGUUAAGAGUUUUUAAUCUCGGGUUUCGGAAUCGCGCUGGGUCGGGAUUGUUCCGGUCGGUCCAGUAGCGACCAGAUGUCCAAGCCCGGCUCAGGUGCGCGAGGCAGCCCGAGCGACAGGCGUCCCGUUGCAAUUAAGAAAUAAGAUCUCCGGCGCGCACGAAACCCAGACCGAAGCAUCCUGUCGCUGUCUUGUCACUGCGCAGUUCUGCAAACUAUUCAGGAAAAGGCAGUUCUGGGAAAUUGAGGUGGUGGUGGUGUUGGUGUUGUUGUUUUUUUUUCAUAGGCUAAAGGCGUGAAAGCGGGCUCGCUGCUGGCUGUCGAGAGCCCCGGGGAUCAAUCCCAAUGAAUUUACUGCUCAUACAAUUUUAAUCGGCUCGCUGACAGAUGUCGCCGCGGAAGUGUAUGACAGACGAACGCGUUGGCUGAUGUGAAACAGCCGUCACGGGAUUGAAAGACAGAGGUUCGGGGGGACGCAGCUCGCGGAGCCGCCGCUAGAGGCCCUCCGAGCCCGGCCGUGCAGGAGCGACGCUUCCCCGCUGUCAAGGGGGGGGGGGCGGAGGGAGCGAGAAGGAGCCGGAGCCGCAGCCGUGCACAGAGCGCGCUGCCCCUGCCGCCGGUGAGCACGAGGCCAGGCGGCGCUGUGACCCGGAGCCCAGGCGCGGGGGGCCACCGCGCGGCGCGGUGCCGGAGCCGGGGGGAGGGAGGUGCGCGCACACUCGCUUGCAGAACAGCCCCGGAGACGCCGGCUCUUCCAUCUGGUCUCCGCCGCCAGACGGGAUGGCUAAGGAAUCCACGGCCAAGGCUGCCCGGAAACCCAGCGCCUCGCACUGGAGGAUGCAGAACAUUGUGCAGGAGUCCGUGGAGAGCUCAGAUGAGGAGUUCUUCGAUGCCCGAGAAGAAGUGAUGGAAGGGAAGAGUGCGAUGCUGCUGGGCAUGAGCCAGUGGAACUCCAACGACCUGGUGGAGCAGAUAGAGACCCUGGGUCACAUGGACCAAUCGCAAGAGAGCCUCUACCGGCUGGGCCACCCUCGCUACACCGCCCAGAGCAGCAUCGAUGGGCUGGAGGACAUUGAGAGGAAAUGCAAGAUCCACGUCCUCCUCCUGCUCCUGCACGGGGGCAACAUCCUGGACACCGGCGGAGGGGACCAGAAGUCCAAGGUGACAGACCUGAGCACGCUGAGCACGGUGCUGGAGAAGGUGGCCCGGGCGCACUUCCAGAGCGCCGCCGAGCACAUCCUCAUCAGGCUGGUGCCCUGCCCAGCCGUCUGCGCCGACGCCUUCUCUCUCGUGUCCAACCUGAACCCCUACAGCUACGACGAGAGCUGCGUGUCCAGUAGUGUUGACCACCUGCCCCUGGCUGCUCUCCCUCUCCUUGCCAUCGCCUCGCCACAUUACCUGGAUGCGGUUGCCACGGUGAUCAGCCGCGCCAAUCAGGUCUACCAUGAGUUCCUCAAGUCCCAGGAAGGGGCCGGGUUCAGUGGACAGGUGUGCCUGAUUGGUGACUGCGUGGGGGGCGUCCUGUGUUUCGAUGCCCUGUGCUUCAGUACCAGUCAUCGGCCAGAGAGCCCCAGCAGCAGCCGCAACGACAGCACUGAAAGCUUGAAGCGUACGUUUGACAAGGGUGGGACCAGACCAUUGCAGGGAAAACACAUGCUCACUGACUGUCUGUCUUCUCUCCUGCUGCAGGACACUGAUGUCUCCUUUUGCGAGUGUCCCUCUCUGCCCAUGUGUGUGGCAGCACAGCUCCGUUCUCUCCCAGUCCGGUCUGUGCUGCAGGAUGCUGAUCGCUGUAUCUCUCUCUCUCUCCCCCCCCCAAACCCCAGUCUGCUGCAGGAGGAGGGCGUGCUGAGGCCCGGCAGCAACUCCAGUCUGGUCCUCAGCCCUGGGCGUUUCGACUUUGACGUGUCGGACUGUUUCCUGCUGGGCUGCCCCCUGGGGCUGGUGCUGGCCAUGAGGAGGACGGUGCUGCCCGCUGUCCAGGUGACCCAGCUCCGCCCGGCCUGCUCCCAGCUCUAUAACCUGUUUCACCCCGCCGACCCCUCGGCCUCGCGGCUCGAGCCCCUGCUGUAUCCGCAGUUCCACCAGCUGCAGCCGUUCGCCGUCCCGCGGUACCAGCGCUACCCGCUGGGCGACGGCCGCUCCGCGAUGCUGGCCGAUGCCAUCCACAGCAACCCCGUGAUUUUCCUGGAGGGGGGAUCCAGCCCCAACCCUCCCCGGCCUGCGUCCCCCGAGCUGGGUGGGACCGGGGCAAACCGGGUGGGGCGCGCGCCGUGGCGGGGCAGCCUGACCAGCAUCGACAGCGAGACCUCGGGGUGCUCCCUCAGCCAGCUGGGCAGCACCAUCUCCACCGUCUCCAGUACCUGGUGGGGGACGAAGCGGCUCGACUAUGCCCUCUACUGUCCGGAUGUCCUCACUGCGUUCCCCACUGUGGCACUGCCACACCUCUUCCAUGCCAGCUAUUGGGAAUCCACCGAUGUUGUGGCCUUCGUGCUCCGACAGGUGAUGCGCUGCGAUUGCCUGAAAGCCCAGCAGGCGGAUGGCUCUGACUCCGCCCCUUUCUCGCCCUCCAGCCCGCGGGAGAAGUGGCUUCGGCGCCGUACUCACGUCAAGCUGAGGAACGUCACUGCCAACCACCGGGUGAACGAUGUCAUCGCUGCGGAGGACGGCCCCCAGGUGCUGGUUGGUCGGUUCAUGUACGGGCCGCUGGACAUGGUGACGCUCACGGGGGAGAAGGUGGACAUCUUCCUGAUGACGCAGCCGGCCUCGGGCCGCUGGGUGCACUUUGACACCGAGGUCACCAACAGCAACGGCCGCGUCUCCUACACGGUGCCGGAGGGCAAGCGGCUGCCCGUGGGCGUCUACCCCAUCAAGAUGGUGGUCAAGGGUGACCAGACGAGCGCAGAGGCCUUCCUCACUGUGCUGCCGCGGGGGAUGGAGUGCGUCGUCUUCAGCAUCGAUGGCUCCUUCGCCGCCAGCGUCUCCAUCAUGGGCAGCGACCCCAAAGUGCGGCCGGGCGCGGUGGACGUCGUCAGGCACUGGCAGGACCUCGGCUACCUGAUCAUCUACAUCACGGGCCGGCCGGACAUGCAGAAGCAGCGCGUGGUGUCCUGGCUCUCGCAGCACAACUUCCCGCAGGGCAUGAUCUUCUUCUCCGAGGGGCUGGUGCACGACCCCCUGCGGCAGAAGACCAUCUUCCUGCGCAACCUGGUCCAGGAGUGCCACAUCAGGAUCAGCGCUGCCUACGGCUCCAUGAAGGACAUCUCAGUGUACAACAUGCUGGGCCUCAGCCCCACUCAGAUCUACAUCGUGGGCCGACCCUCCAAGAAAUACCAGAACCAGUGCCAGUUCCUGAGCGAAGGCUACGCCACGCACCUGGCCUCCCUGGACUUCGGCCCCCGCCCGCGCCCCAAGAAGAGCUCUGCCCGCAUGGUCCUGCGCAAGGGCAGCUUCGGCCUCUCCGCGCAGCCCGACUUCCUGCGCAAGCGCACCCACCUGCGCCGCACCAUGUCCGUGCAGCAGCCCGACCCCCCCUCCGCGCCCAACCCCAAGCCCGAGCGGGCGCAGAGCCAGCCUGAGUCAGACAAGGACCACGAGCGCCAGCCGGGCGGCGGGGUGUGGACGCGGGGGUCCGUGCACCGCGGCAACACCACGCCCUGAGGCGGAGAGGGGCGGCCGGGCACGACGGCUUCCACAUCUUAGCUGAACAGACGUCUGCCAAACGUUAAACCUGACCCAAGAGCUAUCACCCACUGCUCCUGGCGGAAGAAACCAGGCUUUCUCCUGCUCUGGCUCAAAACUCCCUGGAAAGCAAUCUGAUUUCAAAAGCACUUUUAAAAAAAAAAGUAAUAUACAGCCAGCCUAAUAAAUCACAGUGUUUAAUAAACCCCCCCAAAAAAGAGAACGUUACAGAGCCCAAAAUUAACAAACCAGUACUUGUAUGUAUUUGUUUAGGAGUUGUCAAAACAGAUGAUACUCCCGAUACAGUUAAUCUAACUGAGAAAUCCUGGGAAAUAUAAAUCUUUCAGGAAAAAAAGACAAUCUUUGGCCUAAAAAUAAAUCCAACCCAGGAGAAAACAAGUCUGGGAACAGCCAAAAGGAAAACUUAUUUAUGGGUGAAAUGUUCCUGUAGGGCAACAGUCUACUGUUCCAUUUGUAAAUGUGAGACUCUUGUCUUUACUGCAGUGUACUCUAUACUGUACUCUUCCUGCCCCAGGCUUCUGUCACUGUGCACUAGCAGUAUAAAAGGAUUAAAUGUUACUAUAUAUAUUAUAUACAUCAUGUAUGUGUGUGAACUCUCAAACAGAUUAAGGGCAUUUGUGGGGAGGGCUCUUUUAUAUCUUAUGUGAAAGGAUAUCUAUCUAAAAGGGCUUUGAAGCAGCAGCUCGUAAGACGUUCCAGAAAGAACAGACGCCAAACGUUGGCGCACUUACAGAAAAAUAGAAAUCUUGUAGGAGAAGGUUUUUCCGGGCUUUUAAAAUUUGUCUUUUAAACCUAACGGCAAGCCCAAGCAAUACUCUACUGACAGCGGCUGGAGAAGGGCAGGGAUUAAUGCUGGGGUGCUAGGUGAGUCUGGGCUGGGGGGUAGACGGGGCGAUGAGAGGCCGGGACGUCCCGCCAACAGAGCGAGUGCCUGUCGACGGCGGCACAGAGGCGCCGAAGAGCUGUGGGCGCGAUGCUCAGUGCGGGACAGUACCACCAGUCAAGGACAGCUAAGGACUAUGCACCCAGAGAGAGCCGUCCGGUGGGAAUGUCGCAGUCACCCACAACGCACUGCGUGGCGGAACGCCUUCCGAAAAGGGGACUGCACACGCCCUGUUCAGGUCAAACUUAUUUUUCUAACACGGUAAUCCUGUACAUAUUUGAAAUAGACCUAUAAGGUGUUUUUCCGGUAGUGUUGUUUAUCAAGAAUUUGUCGUCAAAUUAUUUAUUUUUUUGCCUUUUACUGGUGUUAAUGUCUGGGACGAGGGAGAACGUUGCAUUUAUUAUCCCUAUUGCUUGACCAAAGUAUUUUUGUUUCAAGUCAAUGAAAAAGUGCAAAGUGUUUUCUAACUGUUUUUUGUAUCUAUGAUAUAUAUAUAUACAGGCUAUAUAGAAAUAUAUUCACACAGACAUAUAUAUGCAUAUAUAUUUAUGUAAAACGUGUGUAAUGCUGCUUUGUUUGGGGGAGGAAAAAAGCAGGCAUUCUCUAGGUGUGUGGUACAGCGAUCCACAAGGCAGCCUCUCAAUACGGAUUGACUUAUUUUUAGACAUAUAAUGUGCAAAUGCUGUGUCAGAGAUUUUAUAUUGUUAAGUUUAAUUCAGACAUUAUGGGCAAACGUAAAAUUUUCAGACUGCAUAUGCCGUAGAGGUAAUUUAAUAACGAGGCGGGUCUAGUCAAGGAUAAUUAACCUCUUAAAUCGAUGGCACAAUAUAAGUAUAUUGUUAUCUUAUCAAACAGCAAAGAAGGGUUUUAAUCAAGCUGCGCUGCUCCUAUAAGAGAUUCGUCGGGUCCUUAGACCGUUGUGCACAAGAAGGCCUUUGUAAAAAAAGUGGUGUCUCGAAGCAGGCUUGUCGAAGUCACCCUUGUUCGAGACUGUCCAGAGUGUUGCAUGUCCAAGCCUAUCGGUGGUGGACUUUCUCAGUUUUACUUUGCAAUUGUAAAAUAAAACGGGGAACACCAACGGGUUUGAAGUUACAAUGCGCUUCAGUGGCAGAGAGUGUUUCAGUGUUGCCUUGCUGUCGCAGUUCAGUGGUGUGUUUGUUGACCACUUGUGACUUUUUCUGUUGCUACACAGGUUAAAAAACGGGCACCCGUCUCGCACAAGUCGAACCCGGGCGUUUGUACGGUAUAUGAUUAUUCCUGCUUGCCUGUUUUUUUUAUGUUGGUUGCCUUGAGUGUGUCUGGGCGUGUGAUUUAUCUGAUUGCUACGCCCUUGGGGCAUAUCCACAGCUAAAGUUUUACAUAUAAUGCUUGCUUUUACCUGACAGAGAAACAGACAAGGAGAAAAUGGGCUCUGAACUUAUGGCUAAAAUUUGCUUACGUUACAAAACAGGGUACCAAGCAAAAUCGCUCUUUAAGCAGGAUAAUCGCUCUUUGACACUUUCUUUCCUGUGCAAUUUUUUUUAACUCUUUGUUCCUGCUAAUCCCUAGUUAUCAACAUGAUCUAUAGCACUUGGUCAAAUUAAGCAAUUAAGGGUCAGUUCAGAACAGCAAUUAAUUUAUUGGACUGUUCAAAGUUCUCUCAAAUGCCCUGGAAUGAAAGUGUUCAAAUGGACUACUUCUGCUCUAAGUCUAGGCACAGCAUUGCACCUUAUCUUUCAACUGGAGGGAAAAAACAUCUUUUUAGUAAUGUGGAAUUAAGCAUAUUUAUUUUAAAAUGCUUUAAAAUGGCCUAUUGCUCUGACUGCUGUUAUUUGUUGACAUGUAAAAUGCUAGGAGCGUGGCCAAUCAUUUUCUGUCUAAAGCCAAUGUCACUCCUGAAAUCAAAGGAUAUCCCUUUCACUUGUAAAAAUAUACUAGUGCCCCCACUAGUAUAUUUUGAGCAACAGGGAAAUGAAGUCUUAUUGGGGGCACUAGUAUAUUUUUAUAAGUGAAAGGGAUGAAAAUUCAGCUAGAAGGACUAUAGGCCAGGCAUGCCCCCCAACCAACAGGUUUUCUGUGAUCCUCAACAGCGUGAGAUUUGUGCUAGAAAAGGUUGAACCCAAGGCUGAAUUAGACUUGGCUGCCGACUCUCCUGCACAGAGACUGAAGCUGCUUGGGAAAUAGGGACUUGUAAAAAAGAAACCCAAUGUGAAACAAAACUCUUGAUAGGUUGCCCAUCUCAUGGUCUGGAAAUUCCUCCUCACAGGGCACUGUAUACAAUUCUAACCAGCUGCCAUCUCUGAGACUCUGCGUGACUGUGCCCUUGUAACCAAAGUGCUACCAAACACCCCAGAGAGCAUUCUGGGACCAAUGUAUUUUAGCCAGGUGUGUGUGUGUGUGUGUGUGUGUGUGUGUGUGUGUGUGUGAUGUGAGAAGGUUGGAAUUCAAUUCUACUGUAAAGCCUGCAGUUGCUUGUAUUGUUUUUUUUCCUGUGUGGGUAAAAAAAAAACACUUUAAAAAUGUUCUGUACAGAUUUGUAUUUGUAGAUCUGGAACAUGGUUUGUAUACUAUGGUGCAGAUUUUAAUUGUGAAAGUUGGGUUUUUAAUAUCUUCCGGAUAUUACUUAAAUAAAAAACACACAUGCUGGAA